Messenger RNA from Cadophora gregata, 972 nucleotides. Its product is annotated as Glycerol 2-dehydrogenase (NADP(+)). The coding region runs from base 1 to 972 and encodes 323 amino acids. Gene Ontology annotation, cellular component: cytosol. The record is from RefSeq and is a predicted model, not a curated record. Gene Ontology annotation, molecular function: aldose reductase (NADPH) activity. Lineage: Eukaryota; Fungi; Ascomycota; Leotiomycetes; Helotiales; Ploettnerulaceae. The transcript is spliced from 2 exons.
AUGGCAUCACCAGCAGUGACAGGACCAAUCCUGACCCUCAACAAUGGCGUCAAAAUGCCAGCUCUAGGUUUCGGAACCUUCGCCAACGAAGGCAGCAAAGGCGAAACCCACGCAGCAGUAAUCCACGCCUUGAACGCCGGUUAUCGACAUCUUGACUGUGCGUGGUUCUACCAAAACGAAGAAGAAGUCGGAUCAGGAAUGCGAGAAUUCCUAUCUGCGAAUCCAUCCGUUAAAAGAGAAGAUAUUUUCAUCGCUACAAAAGUUUGGAAUCAUUUACAUGAGCCGGAGGACGUGGAAUGGAGUAUCCGGGACUCUUUGGAGAAGCUGCAGACGCCAUACGUCGAUGCAUUCUUGGUACAUUGGCCGAUUGCGGCAGAGAAGAAUGAGGAUAGGACAGUGAAGAUUGGAGAGGAUGGAAAGUACAUAAUCAACCACCCCCUCACCCAGAACCCAGAACCAACCUGGCGCGCCAUGGAAAAAGUCUACACCCUCGGCCUCACCAAAUCCAUCGGCCUCUCGAACUUCACCGCCGAGGGAAUAACCCAAAUCCUCUCCCUCGCACGCAUCCCCCCCUCCAUAAACCAAAUCGAGAUCCACCCCUUCCUCCCCCAAGACAAACUCAUCUCCUUCUGCCUCUCGCACUCGAUCCUCCCCGUCGCAUACUCCCCGCUCGGCUCACAGGACCAAGUCCCCGGCACAGGCGAGAAGGUAUCUACGAAUAAAGAGCUGUUGGCUGUAGCGGAACGGAAUGGUUGGACGCUGGCGCAGGUGUUGAUUGCGUGGGGACUGAAGAGGGGGUAUGCGGUGUUGCCGAAGAGUAGUAAUGAGGGGAGGAUUAAGGGGAAUGCGAAGUUGGUGGUGUUGAGUGAGGGGAAUUUUGGGGAUAUUAAUAAGGUUGCGGAGGGGAGGUGGACGAGGUUUGUUAAUAUGAAGGGGACGUUUGGGUAUGAUGUUUGGCCGGAGGAGAAGUAG